Messenger RNA from Carassius gibelio (silver crucian carp), 6419 nucleotides. RefSeq names its product lysine-specific demethylase 7A. The coding region runs from base 286 to 2601 and encodes 771 amino acids. The record is from RefSeq and is a predicted model, not a curated record. Gene Ontology annotation, biological process: protein demethylation; regulation of transcription by RNA polymerase II. Lineage: Eukaryota; Metazoa; Chordata; Actinopteri; Cypriniformes; Cyprinidae. Gene Ontology annotation, molecular function: transcription coregulator activity; histone demethylase activity. The transcript has 18 exons.
CAGCCCUGCAUUGGUAUAGUUUCCACCCUCAGCGGUUGUACGUGAUCCUCCAUUAUCUCCGCGUUGGAGCAGCUGUAACGUCAACAAUGUCUCGCAAGCAAUCCCAAUGCUCUGUGUUUGAUAUAAGACUGAAAAUAAGAGUCUUCAUGUUCUCCCGACAUCUGAGCUGCUUAAGAAGCUGUGGAUAACUUACAUUUUGCAAGUUGUGUUCAGGUAGUGGAGCACCAUGCUGCUGAUAUCGAUGUUUAUCACUGUCCCAACUGUGAGCCCAUCCAUGGACCCUACAUGAUGAAAAAGCGCAACAACUGGCACAGGCAUGACUACACUGAGCCAAAUGAUGGCACACGUCCCGUUCAGGCAGGAACUGCUGUGUUUGUACAGCAACUCCAGGCCAGGAGCUUUGCCAGUGGCCAUGAGAUUCUGGUGCCAAUGCAGGGGAGCCAGGUGACCCAGCGCUACCUGGAGAGGGAGGGCUUCCAUUACCCCAUAGUGGUCCAUGACCUGGAUGGACUGGGGCUUAAACUGCCCCCUCCCUCGUUCUCUGCCAGCGAUGUGGAGCAUUACGUGGGUGCAAAUAAAGUCAUUGACGUGAUUGAUGUGGCAAGGCAGGCAGACAGCAAGCUCAAGCUGGGAGAGUUUGUGAAAUAUUACUACCAGCCAGAACGACCAAAAGUGUUGAAUCUCAUCAGCCUGGAGUUCUCCGAUACAAGGAUGGGCGAUUUGGUGGAGGUUCCUGAAAUUGUGCAGAAGAUGUCCUGGGUGGAGAACUACUGGCCCGAGGACUCGUUCUUCCCCAAACCAUUUGUGCAGAAGUAUUGCCUCAUAGGGAUGAAAAACAGUUACACGGACUUCCACAUCGAUUUUGGAGGAACUUCAGUGUGGUAUCACGUUCUCUGGGGAGAAAAGAUUUUCUACUUGAUCAAGCCGACUAAGGCUAACCUUGCACUAUAUGAGUCCUGGAGCUCAUCACCCAAUCAGAGCGAAGUAUUCUUCGGGGAUAAAGUCGACAAGUGUUACAAAUGUGUGGUGAAGCAGGGCACUACCAUCUUCCUCCCCCCUGGUUGGAUCCAUGCGGUGCUCACUUCUCAGGACUCCAUGGCCUUUGGUGGGAACUUCUUGCAUAACUUAAACAUAGGCAUGCAGCUCAGGUGUUAUGAGAUGGAACGCAGACUGAAGACUCCAGAUCUCUUUAAGUUCCCGUACUUUGAGGCCAUCUGCUGGUAUGUGGCCAAAAACCUUCUGGAGACCCUUAAAGAGCUGCGGGAGGAUAAAUGUCAACCUCAGGGUUAUCUAGUGGACGGAGUGAAAGCUUUAAUCUCAUCACUGAAGACAUGGCUGAGGCGGGAGUUGACUCAACCCAACAGUGAGGUUCCAGACCAUAUCAGGCCAAGCCGGCUCAUUAAAGCUCUGACCCAGGAGAUCCGCUUCCUGGAGGGUGAAUCAAAUAAAGCUGGAAAAUCUCAGGGAAGUGCUGAGUGCUCUUCAUCACGCUCAUCACUGGAGAAGGGAUAUCAGGCACAUCGGGCCGCUCGGUGGAUACGAGACCACCGUCAUCGACACCACCUUCAUCAUCAUCAUCAUCACAGCCGCAAGCUGCCCUCUAACUUGGAUGUCCUGGAGCUUCACACGCUGGAGGUUUUAAAGAGACUGGAGGUCGGGCCUCCUGAGGUGGACCCAGCCUUCAGCUCCAAAGUGAACGGCAAGUUCAAGAAAGUGUCUGCAGUAGCUGUUGAGGGCGCUCAUGACAACGCCCUGCGCCUGGUGCUGUGUAAUGGCAAAAUUAUGCGGGAGAGGUUUCCUGUCAGUAAUGUGGCAGCCAAAGUCACUGCAGUGGAAAUGUUGCAGUACCAUCAACACGGGAUCAAACUGGAAAGGAUGUCGACGUGCCAACAAGAAAAAGGGACAAAAGAAAAGCGAGAGGAUGAAUUAAGACUACACUGCACUAUCAAGAAACCAGUCAAUCACAGCCUAGCUGUGCAGACAGAGCUCAGGACAGAGUCGCCACAUAUCACGUCUUCAGACAGUGAUUCGGAGUCCGAAGCUGAAGAUUCGGCUGAGAAACGCUCCGAGUCGGAGAGCUCUGAGGAAGAGGAUGGAGGAAGCACGAGAGACUCAGGGAGUUUUGUGGAGCAUCUGAGCGGCCUGCAGCGCGGCCACCAUAAUCAAGCGCUUAAACGAGAACGUCCUACCUCACCGAGCACGGAUGAUGCCAUUCAGGGCAUGCUGUCGAUGGCGGGGCUGCUGUGUCAGCGGGCGUCAGCAGGGGGCGAUAUGUUACAGCAGCAGCAGCACUGGUGGUCCAGUCAGGGGAACAGUAACAGCAGCAGCAGCAGCAGCAGCAGUGACGCCUGGGACAGCAGUGAACCCUGCUCCGCAGCCCGCAGCCCCGAGGGAGAGGACGGGAGUCUCGGAGAAGAGGAUUCAUAUAGAGAGAGCUCACUUUCUCCUCCCCUCCACCCCUCCAAAAGACACGCCCCCAACCCCACACCCAUCAGCAACCAGGCCACUAAAGGAAAGCGUCCUAAGAAAGGACAGGCGACGGCUAAACAGAGGUUUGGGAAGAUGUUAAAAAUGAACCACCAUAAAGGCUUAUUCCUGUAGCAUGACGGAGGAGAGAAUCAACACCGCUGCUUUUCUUUAUACGCUGGGAUUAUUAUCACACACAGUUCUCUUACUCACUGUGCACGUUUAGGUGACAGGGUAUGUUUAACAGCUCACUUUUAUUUCACCAAUCACACAUAAUACGACACAUUAUCCAUCAGCACAGGGAAACCGCUUUACUUCAACAUUAACAGUUUCAAGAGGAAGCACAGAAACGGAUAGUCGGAGGUCCUCUCCCCCACCCUACCUCUUAUCACAUCUGUAGCAUGAGUGUCCAGGCCCUCUACAGCCCUGACACUGGUCUUCGGAUUCCCCUCAAGUCAUUCUCAAUCUGCCUAUUUCUCUCUCCUUUGAUCGUCUCAGGCUGAUGUAUGAGCUUUUGAAAUGGUGCUGGACGUUUAGAAGUCCUUCUCCAGUUCCCCUCUGCCCCUUUAAGCAAUAAUUGUACAGCAUUGAGUGUUGAAUUGACGAUUUAGUGGGCCGCACUUUUAGGAUGCGCAGGAAGUCCUCUCAAAGUGGAAAGUAUUGUACAACCAUCAAAAGAAAUCCAAAAAAGUGGCAAAGAUAUAACAUGAUUCGACUGUUUAUACUACAUUAAUUCUCCGGUGGACUUAAAUAGGCGAUUUAAAGGAAUAUUCUGAGGUUCUUUUUGUAUACUGUUCAAGUUCUGCUGAGGAAAAUACAUUGGAGUUGUACCUUGUUUUGUAAAAACAAAACGUUUAAUUUAGAAAGCAUUUUUUACUUAUCUUCCGAAAGCUAGUGAAAUGUUGCGUUUACACUGGAAAAGAAAUGGAUGAAAAUGCGUUGCCACACGUUACUUUGCCUUUGUCUAGUGGCCACAGAGAGGUACUGCAUCCUGAAGCGCCGCGUCUGAAAUACUGUUUGUGAUGUAGUUUGCGAGGACAAAAUAUGCUCAUGAUCUUUCGCUCAUUCUGCAUAAUUUAUGUUCUAUUUUGUUAGCUUUGACUUUUUUGGUUGACUGGGUAACUUAUUUAUUAAUUUCAAAGAUAUAAGGAUUUAUAUUGCAUUGAGUUUCCUGUUUUUUUUUUUUUCCUUUUGCAUUGAAUAGUUUUGUAAAUAGGAGUCUAAUUUUGAAUGUUGCCGAUUCCGGAGGAAUGAGCUUUUGUUUAGCUUCAUGGAUUUUGUCGUUAACACAUUUAAUGCUACUUAAAAGAAAUCUGAAUGACUUUUCCUGUUCAGUUUACCUCUGAAACGUUUUAGUUUGUUUGAAUCAUGUCGCUUUAUGUUGACUUUCUGACCUGUUGAAGCGGGACAAAAGAAUUUCAUCGGGAACAACAAAGUGGUGCUCGCGUGUGAAUUUCUUAGAGAGGCUAUGAAACGUUUUCUCAGGGAACAUCGUACAGGUGACAUCUUUGAAUUCAUCACCAGCACUGGCAUACAGUCUCGUUUUAUACUCAUUUCCACAAGUUUGCCAACAAAUGUAUAUAUAUUCCCAAUACUUUUACUUUAUUCUUGUUUUUGUUUUAUUUUGUCUGGUGGAUGUAAAUCCCAGAUUCAGAACAAAAUUGUGUCCCGCUGUGAAGUGUAUAUUGUCACGGGAGGAGCACAAGACAGACACAGUGGGCGUGGCGUCAGGCCUCGGAGAGGCUUUUAUUAACAGAAAUCAUAAAACAAAGGGAAUAAAAGUGGCCAAAGGGGGAAAGUGUCCAAAAUAACAGGGAAUCUGGUGUCCUCGUUGUGCUGCGGGGUUCGUGUGGGUCGGGCAGUGUUCAUGGAGGAAGGGUCCAGGUAAGGGGCGGAGUCCGGCGGCCGCACGCGCUCCCCUCCUUGGUCCGGGGCGCGAGGGGCGGCGGCUUCCUCUAGCGGCCGCAUCUCUCUCGUCGGCCGCGGCGCUGGUAGGGGAUGGACGGCCCGGCAUCCUGGCCCGUCGGCCGUGUAAACGGGUGCGGUUCUCCUCCGGAUCGCGGGUCCGGCUGCUCACGUCUCUUGUGGCGCGGGAGUCCCUCAACGCACCCUUCCUGGACCCACGAGGACACCAGUGUGCAUGCACGGGGAAGAGACCGGUCUCCCGAGGAGAGGCGCGUUGGGCUUUUAAACAGCGGCGGGGAUGAGGCUCCAUUCACAUCAGGUGUGCCCCAUCACACGCCGCCAGCCCUGACUCGUCCAGCGCCCCUCCUCUCACACACCCACUCCAGUCGGGAGCCUGGUGAAGGGCGGCGAUUUAGGACGGGGUGCCGGUGACAAUCAGGGAGGAGGCAGCUGACUCGUCACAUUCCCCCUCCCAAGCGACAUCCCCGUCCCCAGAGCGCCACCCACACGGGAGUGCUACCAUCCUCAACCAGACUCCAAACGGUCGGAGUGGGCGGGGAUUCCUCUCCGGGCGGUCCUCCCUCUCGCAGCGCACCAGAACAGGGACAGAGAAACCGGGUUUUAGUGACAGCCUCAACCAACCAAAGGGUAAAAUGACAAUGGAAAAGUCACUUACCCCUUGUGUGGCUGGGAGGCUGUCCCCAGUUUUCCUCCGUCCCAGUCUGGGUUCUCACGAACGUUUGCAAGCGAGAGGGAGUGACGUCACCAGACGUUUCCCAACUGCGCUGUCUAGGCUCCGCCUGCCCGCAUUCUCCACCAGUGUCACGGGAGGAGCACAAGACAGACACAGUGGGCGUGGCGUCAGGCCUCGGAGAGGCUUUUAUUAACAGAAAUCAUAAAACAAAGGGAAUAAAAGUGGCCAAAGGGGGAAAGUGUCCAAAAUAACAGGGAAUCUGGUGUCCUCGUUGUGCUGCGGGGUUCGUGUGGGUCGGGCAGUGUUCAUGGAGGAAGGGUCCAGGUAAGGGGCGGAGUCCGGCGGCCGCACGCGCUCCCCUCCUUGGUCCGGGGCGCGAGGGGCGGCGGCUUCCUCUAGCGGCCGCAUCUCUCUCGUCGGCCGCGGCGCUGGUAGGGGAUGGACGGCCCGGCAUCCUGGCCCGUCGGCCGUGUAAACGGGUGCGGUUCUCCUCCGGAUCGCGGGUCCGGCUGCUCACGUCUCUUGUGGCGCGGGAGUCCCUCAACGCACCCUUCCUGGACCCACGAGGACACCAGUGUGCAUGCACGGGGAAGAGACCGGUCUCCCGAGGAGAGGCGCGUUGGGCUUUUAAACAGCGGCGGGGAUGAGGCUCCAUUCACAUCAGGUGUGCCCCAUCACACGCCGCCAGCCCUGACUCGUCCAGCGCCCCUCCUCUCACACACCCACUCCAGUCGGGAGCCUGGUGAAGGGCGGCGAUUUAGGACGGGGUGCCGGUGACAAUCAGGGAGGAGGCAGCUGACUCGUCACAUUAUAUUACAGAAAUAUUCUUGAGUUUGUUGGACUUUGUGCAUGGAGCGGCACCAACAGAUUAUGAUCAGCUAUCCUCGACUGUUGUGGAAGAGGUCUGUUGGUUUAAAAAGCAAAUGCACUAUUUUGGAUAAAUAGGCUCAGGCUUUGUUACCGUUUUGAGUUUUGGUCUUGCGCAUGUGUUUUAUGAAAAAAAAAAAAAGUUUCUCUGUUUUUGUUCACUAACCUUUGAUAUAGACAAGCACCCUUACAUCUUUCUCCUUCAUAUUUGAUCAGUGGAGCUGGUUUUCAGACAGGUUUCCUUUGCUCUGACGCAUUCAUUGUACAGUAUUUAUUAAUCUCUAGCAUUCAUUUCCCUUUUCAUCUGUGGUAUAGACUCAAUGUCGCUGUGUUUUAAGAUGCUGUGUUCUGUUUCCCAGAGUUCUCGAUGAAAGUUUUGGAUGUGAUGGAAUUUCUCCAAUGCAAUUUAUUUAAUUUUGUAGAUCACACUGUCCCCUCGACUCCCCCCUUUACCAAAUGUUAAGUGAUAAAACACUGUUCUGACAAA